Cololabis saira (Pacific saury) is the source of this 3623-nucleotide messenger RNA. It is a transcript of the gene sema3d, whose product is annotated as sema domain, immunoglobulin domain (Ig), short basic domain, secreted, (semaphorin) 3D. The record is from RefSeq and is a predicted model, not a curated record. Gene Ontology annotation, biological process: axon guidance; semaphorin-plexin signaling pathway; positive regulation of cell migration. NCBI's taxonomy places the organism in Eukaryota, Metazoa, Chordata, Actinopteri, Beloniformes, Belonidae. The transcript is spliced from 19 exons. Gene Ontology annotation, molecular function: semaphorin receptor binding; chemorepellent activity. The coding region runs from base 468 to 2885 and encodes 805 amino acids.
UCAGUCUUUACCGGGACGAGCCAGCCAAAACACACACACACACACACCACACACACACGCACACACACACCGUCACGGAGGACCAAGAGUUCAAGAGCGCUGGUUUCCGUUUAACCAUCAUCCACGGGAGUGGAAAUAUCUGGGGGAAGCUUUCACUAGAUGUGUCCACUUUCCAGUGCCUGGCCGGUACGAGGUUGUUCAUGUGUCAUUCCCUCCCUCCCUCACUUUUUUUUUUUUCCUGGCGACUUGCAUGAAAGCAGGCACGCGCGCCGCGGAGCUGCACGUGCGGAGGAGACGGACGGAGUCGCGGACGCAGAGCAGAUAUCCAAAUGUUGUGUUACUGAGAUGGUGCCAGAUUAUCCAUUACUUCAGACUGCUGCGAUCUUAGCUGUGGAAGGACUUCUCUUGAGAUUUUAUUUCAGGUUUGCAGAGAAGAGUGAAAACAGAACAAGACUGCUACAUACACCAUGAAAACAGACGUCUCUGGUAAUCAGAGUCCGAAUAUAGCUGGGGCUUCGCACUCGGUGUCUGGCAGUAAUUACAGCGUCAAAGGGAAGAGGACCUCAGCUCUAUCUCAUCCAUGGGUCCCAUUAGCUGGACUGAUUUUGUUGGCCACCUUUCCUUUUGGAGCAAGCAUCAAACAGAGUGUCCCCCGGGUCAAACUCAGCCACAGAGAACUGGUGCAAGCUGGCAGCGUGUCUCUGUUUGUGGGCCCAGCCGAUGGCCUGUAUUCCCACUCCCUGCUUUUGGAUGAGGAGAGAGGCCGCCUUUUGUUGGGAGCCAAGGAUCACAUCUACUUGCUAGACCCUGAAAAUCUGGCCAAAGGUCCCAGAAAGAUCUACUGGCCUGCUCCGAGGGACAGAGUUGAAAUCUGCAAGCUGGCUGGCAAAAAUGAAAAUUUGGAAUGCGCAAACUUUAUCAGAGUUCUCCACAAUUACAACCGAACACAUGUCUACGCAUGUGGGACAGGAGCCUUCCACCCCAUCUGCACCUUCAUUGAAGUCACUGGCCAAAGAGAGGAUGGAGUCUUCCAAUUGCUGCCUGAUACUGUUGAGUCCGGGAGGCUGAAAUGUCCCUUCGAUCCCUCACAGCCUUUCACAUCAGUACUCACAGAUCAGCACUUGUAUGUGGGCACGUCUUCAGACUUCCUGGGAAAAGAUGCAACAUUCACACGCUCCCUCGGCCCUCCGCCUGACCAGCACUACAUACGCACAGACAUCUCGGAAGACUACUGGAUCAAUGAGGCCAGGUUUGUUUCUGCUCAUCCCAUCGCAGACACAUACAAUCCAGAUGAUGAUAAGAUAUACUUUUUCUUCCGCGAGGUGUCAUGGGAGGGCAACGACAAGAGCAUCCUCUCUCGAGUGGCUCGUGUGUGCAAGAAUGAUGUGGGUGGGCUGAGAAGUCUCACCAACAAGUGGACAACCUUCCUGAAAGCCCGGCUUGUGUGUUCCAUCCCUGGACCCGACGGCGUGGACACGCACUUUGACGAGCUCCAGGACAUAUUUUUGCACCCAACAAAAGAUGACAAAAAUCCUAAAGUAUAUGCAGUCUUUACAACUUCUAGUUCCAUCUUCCGUGGCUCUGCAGUGUGUGUGUACAGCAUGGCGGACAUACGGGCUGCAUUCAAUGGCCCCUACGCCCACAAGGAGGGACCCGACCACAGAUGGGUAGAAUACGAAGGGAGAAUCCCGUAUCCCCGUCCUGGAACGUGCCCCAGCAAGACAUAUGAUCCAAGGAUCAAGACCACCAAAGACUUUUCAGACGACGUUGUCAGUUUUAUUCGAUUCCACCCUCUGAUGUAUCGCUCUGUGCACCCUCUGACUGGCCGGCCGGUGUUCACACGUGUCCGAGUGGACUACACCCUGACGCACAUUGUUGUGGACAGAGUUUUGGCAGAUGAUGGACAAUACGAGGUUAUGUUCCUGGGCACAGAUGCUGGUUCCGUUCUAAAGGUGGUGAGCAUCACUCAGGAGAACUGGUCAACAGAGGAGGUGGUACUGGAGGAGCUUCAGGUGUUCCAGGUUCCCUCUCCCAUCCUCACCUUGGAGAUUUCAUCCAAAAAGCAACAGCUGUAUGUUGGUUCCAGAGAGGGGCUCGCCCAGGUUUCUCUGAGCAGAUGUCACCUGUAUGGUCACGCGUGUGCUGAAUGCUGCCUGGCACGAGACCCCUACUGUGCCUGGGAUGGACACACGUGUUCCCGAUACAUCCCUGCAUCUAAGAGGCGAGCCAGACGACAGGACAUAAAGCAUGGAGACCCUGCCAUGCAGUGCUGGGACUCAGAGGACAGUACGGGACGAGCGGAAGAGCGGGUUCUCUUCGGAGUUCAGAACAAUUCCACAUUUCUCGAGUGUCUCCCCAAAUCUCAACAGGCCCAGAUCCGGUGGUACAAACAAAGACCAGGAUCUGAACGCAGGGAAGAGGUCACACUGGAUGAUCGUGUUGUCCACACGGAUCGAGGGCUCCUAAUUCGCUCCCUUCACGCCUCUGACACCGGUGUGUAUGUGUGUGUGGCUCAGGAGCACACACACUUCACCUACACUCUCCUGCGCCUCACGCUACAACUCAUUACUCAUGGGAGACUUGACAGAAAAGCCAAGCUCCGUGAAGAUCCCGCGCUGGAGUCUCACCAGAGAGCGGAGUCACGUCAGCGCUACAAAGACUACCUGAGAGUCAUGAACUCGCCGGUCCGCUCCCUGGAAGAGUACUGCGAUUCUCUGUGGCUGGAUAAGAGGUCAACAAAGAUGCGAGGGAAAGGCUUGGGGAUGAGCAAAUGGAAACACAUUCAGGAAAUGAAGAAGAGUAGGAAUAGGAGACAUCAAGGAGUGAAGAAGGAAGGUAGAGAUCAAAGGGAGGGAGGAAGGGUAGUGAGGUCAGCGGAGUGGUGAGGGUGGGGUUAAACCAUUGAGGGUGUCUGUGUAAAUUAAAAGGGUUUAAUGAUGAAACUGAUGGGACACAGAACUGUAAAAUUUGAGCUUCGGAUGCUCAAGUGAAGUUUAACUCUGAAUUAAUGGCACAAAAGACUAGUAAUGAAGUACAGACUGCUCAAAAAGUGAACGUCCGUGUGAAGGAUGUACCAUUUGAGUAUGGAUAUGCCACAUCUUACUCUGCAAAAACAUAGUUUGUAAGUAAAUGGUUUCAGAGGAAAUGCUUUUUGUAUUGUUUUUUUUCUACAUAUUACAUCCUAACUUGAUAAUGUUCCAUGAAAAACAAGCUUCAUCUGCUUCGAAUAACAGUGAAAUGAUUUUUUCCAGCUAAGCAGAGGCUUAAUGACUGAAUGAAACUUAACAGAAAACAGACAGUUUGUACAUCCAUCAUCAACUUUUGACUGAUUCCAACAGCUUGGACUGAAGUUUGUUUUGUUUUGGCGUUUUUUUCAAUGGUGGGUGUAUUCUGUCUGAAUCACUGUAAAUAUUUAUGUAACAUGUACAGAAGAUACAGCAUGCUAAUUUUUAUUGUCUUACCUAUCUGUAUAUCUACAGAAAUAAUAAUAAUUUGUAAUGUUGGCUGUCAAAAUUACAUAUUUUUGUACAAUCCCUUUGCUCCUAUUUACUGUAGACUAACUAGAUGUUUUCAUUAAAUGCUGUUCUUGAAAGCUAUUUAAAUAAAUAUUCUCUUGGAGCCUC